GAUUGGUAACCAGGCUUUGUCGUUUCGAAUGGACACGCAUGGGGGGUUUGACCACGAGACAGCGUUGCGAAAACAUGAUAUGUGAUCGAAGGCGAAGUGACGCGGUUAAUUUUGUAGUUCACUCGGUUCUUCGACGAAAGAAUGUCAGCUCAAGUGAAAGAUGGUGUCAAGCCAUCCGGGGCUGUAAAAGUAACGGCUAAAAAACACAAAUGGUAUCUUGGAGGAAUCGCUUCUGCCAUGGCAGCCUGUGUCACACAUCCGUUGGAUUUGCUCAAGGUAAUUUACACCAUCAAAACAGUGAUCAAUCUUAAGGCGUCGACGGUUAUUUUAAGGAUUAUUUUUGGGUAGUACUGUGGUGUAUUCUUUAUUCUGCCUCAGUUCUUGCUGACGAAAGGCCCAAGUAUUUUUAUAAAUUGAAACGUUUUGUGUUGUGCAUUUUCUUAUUUAUGUUUGAUACGAACUAUCUUUUGUUCCAAAUGGAGAUUUGUCCUUUAAUAGUGAAAUUGGCGUGACACUUCGAUGUCCUUAAAAAAUCGUUAAAAGUAUUCCCUUCUCUGUCUCAAAGUGGAUGGAGAAUACUGGCUUUAUUUUAUCCGGAGAAAAAUGGCGAAGAUUUCAUGCGCGAACUGCUUGCAUUAAUUUAAAAUAAAGUUGUUUUCUUUCAACUUGGUUCAGUGCUGACAUCUCAAAUGAAGUAAAUACAGACCAAGUUUUACAGCAAUCCUUGUAAUGAUUAUGAAAUAAAAUUUCGCUUUUUACAGGAGUUCAUUUUUUUAUUCGUUCAAUAAGGUCAAAUUUUUUAUUCAAUCUUUAUUUUGUUAAAAUAAAUCAUAUUUAAAUGUUUUUUUUUACAGCCUAAUGAAAUGAAAGAACGAGAAAUCCUAUUUUUUUUCAGCUCUUUCCUCUGCAGCCAUCCUACUGUUCUCCAACUUAUUAUGAUUAUAUUAUUUUUAAUUCUAUUUCUUAAAACAAAUUUAUUUAUGCCUCCUCACUUGUCUGUCAGGUUCAUUUACAGACACAGCAACAGGUUAAACAAAGACUUUUGUCCAUGGCAGUUCAUGUUGUUCGAACACAGGGUGUAUUUGCACUUUACAAUGGACUGUCAGCCUCUGUCAUGAGACAGGUAUGGAAGCGAGAUGUGGUCAUGAAAAUGGCUAUUUAAAUAUGAUUUUGGAGAAAGCUUCACUGUUGACAUCACUAUUGAAAUUAUUUCAUGAAAUAAUGUAUGGGAAAAAAGUACACACUUCUGAUUAGCUGAAAAUGAGCACAUUCUCAUGUAACAUAAGUGCAAAGUUGUAACACAAAUAAACUACAAAUUUAUUACAAAUUGCACUGGCUCUACAGGCUCUUGCAAUUUAGUUGUCUUUGAAAAAUUUACUUGUGCUUAUUAACACCAAAUUGCACUUAAAAUUAUGUUAUUACCUAUGCUUAAAACAUAGUUGCAUAAGAUGUGUGUUACGGCACCAGAAAGAUGCAAAAAAUAUUUCAACAUAGAAUUACAGUAUUUCUUACAGCAUAGCUCAUCAUGUAAGAAUGGGGUGUUUUUGAAUGUGUUUCUUCAGAAGUCUGAGAGAACUUAAGGGUAUCAUCAAGAAGUAAUAAAUUUGUCUAGACUGAGGUAUGAUGGAAGCUUAGUUUUAAAUGUCUCAACUAAUUGAUCUCCACAAUGCUUAAUUCUUAGACACUGCAAAGGAACAAAUGGAAUGAGCUUGUUAUUAGUAAUUAGCAGUUAACUCAUGGUCAGUUCACUUUCAGGAAAAUAUUUAAUACAUUUGGAGUAAUUUCAUGAUAAUCAUUCUGAAUUGGUUAGUUCUAAAUAAGCCACUUAAUGAAUACACUCAUAAUUAUGUUUGUUUUUGGUAGCUUACUUAUUCCACAACACGUUAUGGAUUGUAUGAAGUGGUCUCUGCAGAGUUAAGAAAAGGAAAUGGUAAUAAUUUUUUUUCUAGUUUAGGUAAAAGGUAUUGGGAAAAAAUCUUUAACUUUCAGUGAAGAAACAAAACAGGUUAUGUGUGUCUCAUUGAGAAAUAAUUGUGAAAUAAACAGUGUUUGAUUAAAUAAGUCUAAAUAUUUUGCCAAAGUUUGUUAUUAGCUGUAUAAGCUGAAACUACAUCAAUGACUUUACAUGUAGUGUAGCACACCACCUAGGGUUUGUUGGAAGAGUUUGGAGACUUGUAAUAUUGUCAGGUAUUACAAGGUUUUUCCCGGUAGUGAGGUACUUGGAUGAAUGCUUAUUAUAAUGAUUACCUUAAAAAAUGAAUAGAGUUGGCAAAGGGGGGAGACAAAGUAUUGUCAGAGUCCACUUUCUGUUAGUUGUUGUUUAUAACUUGUGGAAAACCCUGGCAUGUUUUUAUUAUUACCUUUUUACUAGCCUUUAUGGCCAAACAAAUUUAAAAUACUAGAGGUUCUAUUUCUUUUCUUUCUAGAGCCACUACCUUUUUACCAGAAAGUUGUAAUAGGAUCAGUAUCUGGUAAGUUGUGUAGUUAUAAAUUAAAGUGGAUAGUUUUAUUGCUGAUCAGCUGUUACAAUUUUUUUGUGUUGUUAGUGUGAAAGCAAAAAAGAGCUUUGGAACUGAAAUUAUAUGAAAUAUCUCUGUUAGGUUUCUUGGGCGGAAUUGUUGGCAACCCUGCAGAUAUGGUCAAUGUUAGGUAUGUACCGAAGUCAGAUAAGGGUAACAUCUGCCAUUUAACUCAAUUUUGAGUGUUAUUCAAUCAGUUAAUGGUAUCCUAGUGGUUAGUACACUGGACUCUGCAUAAAAUGAGAGGUAGAGUUCUGACCUUGUCACUGUGUUGUGUUUUUGGGCAUGAGACUCUUACAUCCCCUCCCUCUCAGGAGAGGAGUAUUUGUAAAUAGAUACUGGUAAACUUUCAGGGAAGUCUUACAAAAUACUGUAGGCUAAGCCCUUGAUGGACUGGGAUCUGGGCAAAGUGGGAGAGGUAGGAAUUCCCUUCAUGCUAAUAAAACUCAGAUAAGCUCUGGCAGUAUGGAUUUUCUGGUUCAUAAGCCUCUCUUUUUUUCCCUAGUGAAUGUAAGUUUAUGACACAUUAUUUUUGACUACACAGGAAGGAUGCAUCUGUGAUUCCUAGUUGUCCUAUGAUAAUUACUGUUGUGUUGUCCAACUGUAUGCAUUAUUUCUUGUUUCUUUCAUUUUACAGAAUGCAAAAUGAUGUCAAAACACUUGAUAAAGCUCUUCGAAGAAAGUAAGGUUUCUGAGUGGAUUUAUGUGAUAAUACUUGAUUUUUUGAGAUUUAAGUUUCCCCAUUCAGUACACAUACAUGUUCAAUAGUUUUACAUAUUUAAUUCAGCCAGUAAAAAGUUGGUGUUACUCUUUUUUUUUUGUAGUUAUAAGCAUGUGUUUGAUGGCCUCUAUAGAACAGCAACUGAAGGUAUGUAAUCUAGCUGAAAUAAAUGAAACUAUUUGUGUUCUUUUAAGAAUUCACUUAAGUCCAGUGAGCUGUGCUGGUCUUGAUCUCUCUUAACCCUUCACACCCUAGCAUCAGUAUGCAUAUUCUCCAUACUGUUAUCUAUGUAACUCCAGAGGUGCUAACAAGGAGAAUUUGUGUAACAAUCAAGAGUCUCUUUAGUUGGUGAUCAUUUUCAUUAUUCUUGUGACCUUAGUGUAUGAUUCAGGGGGGAUGUUGUAAGGAGAAGUUAGAUGCUAGUCACUCCUAGGGGGUUAAAGGUUAAAGUUCGUAACCCUUUCCUUUGAAAAAAAUUGUCUGAACAUGUUUAAUUUUUUUAGUAAUACUUUUGUGUCUGAAUUGAUUAUUGGUAGAGGGUGUGUCAACUUGGAUGAAAGGUGUUACAAUGACCUCAUCUAGAGCUCUCCUGAUGACUGUGGCUCAGGUACAUAUUCAAACAUGUCAUACAAUUUUCUUUGGACCAAAUAAACACAAGACUUCAGCUAACGACUUUUAUUAUUGGAGAAUGGUCAUUAUUUGAUCAAUUGCAAAUCAAUUGUACAUUUAUUUAGGUUAAAUGAUGUUAAAAUUACAGCUGCAUGUAGUUACUAAAAAGUAAGUACCAGCCUUGUAGACCAAAUUAAUAUAGAAGCACAAAGUGAUAUUCUUUAUCACCUGCUCUCCAUUGCCAUGUCUUCUGUAGGUUGCAUGUUAUGAUCAAGCAAAACAGCUGUUACUUGCAUCAGGGUAAGUGUUACAAAAUGAUUAAUGUUUAUGAAAUACUAAGAGUUACUCUCAGCAUUUUUAGAAUCUGUGACAAAGUUAUAUUGGAGUUUUUACCUUGCUAAUACAUGUGUGCAAACCAAUUCUGGUACAACAAAGAUCAUAUAUUGCUUCUUUUGUAGAUAUUUUAAAGACAACAUUGUUGCACAUUUCACUGCAAGUUUUAUAGCGGUAAGAGAAACUAGAUAGGAAAAGAAUAACUCAUUUAAACAAAGAACUUUUUUAGACCAUAAGGUACAGAUGUAUUAACCUUUUUUAGGAAGCCAUAGACAUUUCCAUUUAAAAACAAUAAACAUUUUUCCACAAAGAGACUUACAUUUAUCACAAUCCAUUGAUUUAAUAGUAUAUGUUUGGAGACAGUGUGCAAUAUAUGUCAUUGCAUGACAAUGUUGAUCCCUUGCUGUGUCAAUUUGAAACUUAUAAUUUAUUUACAGUCAAGGUACUUAAUUGUUGGGAGAUUAGUUGUUGUAGUCUAAAUCCUGUGAUACCAUUUCAAUUCUCUUUGAAUUAUGAACUUUUGAAAUGUCUGUGUAGGGUACAAUUGCUACAAGCAUUACACAACCUGUUGAUGUUAUGAAGACAAGACUUAUGGAAGCAAAACCUGGGCAGUACAAGGUAAAUUCUAUGUAAGAAGAAAUAUUCUUAUUACAAGUAAACCUCUCAGUUACUUUAAUUUACAUUUCUAAAGAUGCUUUGGUAUAGAUGGUGUAUAAUUUUCCCCUUUUCUUACAGAGUGUGGCCCACUGUAUACUUUUUACGGCAAAACUUGGACCUAUGGGAUUUUAUAAGGUAACUAUUGUUAGGAGAGAAGAAGCUCUUGUAAUAAUGCCAUGAAAAAUUCUGAUGUGGCUUCUGAGCUACUUCUCAGUACCAUACAUACACCCUAUUUGAUGAUUUGAUUAAUAUAAUACAAGUGGAUAUUUUUGUGAGGUGAGUAGUAUUUUUCUGAGCAAGAAAAUUACAGGCAAAGGUUGGAUCAUUCAAGGUUGGAUUGUUCAGUGUGGCUAAUUUGCUGCUUUCUGCCAGUAUAUUUACCCUGUCUACAGUGAAAUCCUGUGGUAUAUUUUGCUCAUUCUAGUCUUUUAAUAUGGUAAAAUGGCGUAAAUGUUGCAUGAUAAAUUUUGAUAUAUCAUUCACCAGUUGAAAGUGCUCUGUUUUAGUACCCCUUAAUGCUUUUUUUUCCCUCCAUUUGUAGGGUUUUAUCCCAGCUUGGGUACGUUUGGCACCUCACACAAUUAUUACUUGGAUCUUCCUAGAGCAACUAAGAUUGCUCUUUCCUGUGAAACAGACAGUGAUGUAACUGACUUCAGAACAUAUUAAUUAAUAUAUUCAUGUGAUAUUAUUCUUACUUCAAUUUAAAUACACACAUUCAGUGAGGGUUAUUUGGCUUUUAUGGAAAAAUUAGUUAGGUUGUAUUAUAGAUUCUUACCUAUUAUUUUAACUGUUUUGAGACUUGCCAAAAGCCAUAUACAUGUAUUGAUUAAAAUUGGAUUAAAAGAUACAAUCAUAAAAAAUGUUUAUUAAAUAACCGUUCGGAGGUUACUUUUCCAUAAAAACUAGUUGCAAGAUGGGGUAUGGUGUCAUGUAUAAGUAGCCAUUGAUAACGUGAAGAAAUGGAUUUAUUAUUUAACUUUACUAUGUUAAUUAUGACCACCAAAAAAAAAUUGACUACUUAAAGUUGGGUUUUUUUCCUCCAGCACAUUUAAAAAAUCUUGCAAUUUUUCUUUUUUCUAAUGUUUUCUGCAUCUUAUCGCCAUAACAUUAUGAAUCUGAAGUACACUUCAGUUCAUGUGGCAAAUUAAUUUUCUUUGAAUGGUUCAUGACUCCAGCUUUUUUUAAAGUAAGUAAGGUGUUAAGAAUAAAAGAGAUAAAAAGGUGUAGGUAGCGCUUAAUGUUGUUAGGACAUGUUAGAGGAUGAAGUGCUCAG
Messenger RNA from Pocillopora meandrina, 6112 nucleotides. NCBI's taxonomy places the organism in Eukaryota, Metazoa, Cnidaria, Anthozoa, Scleractinia, Pocilloporidae. The record is from the annotation of a GenBank genome assembly.